ACAACAGCGCGACGGGCAGCGGCAACGACACAACUACUACGUACCUCAGCAAAAGGAAUCGAAGCGAAGGCGGCAGAUGCGGGGUACGGCCGUCUCAAUCCGAUGAAUAUCGAUAUUGUUGACCGCCGGCUCUCUGGUCGCGAUGCUGGUGUCUGCUUGUCGAAAUCCAAUAGUGACGUCAAGCCCCUGUGGUGACGCUCGCAGCCGUCGCAAUCUCUACACUUACGGUCGCGCUGGUCUACACGACUCUUAGGGCAAUCCGGGGCUGUGGUUGCGCGUGAUGGAUGUUCCUGCUUCUCAAUGAGGCUCAAAACCGGCGUUGACGGGGAUUGUGCUCGUGGUGACGAUGACAGUGAGGCGUUCGCGAUGAGGUCAGAGGACAGGACGAGCGAGCAAUUUCUGGGAGUGACGCAGCUUUGCCAAGCGCAUAACGUGAUUUCUUGGGUUCGUAAUCAAAGUCUGCCGCUAGAUGCCACUAGCCAAGCGCUAGAACCAAUCACUGCAGCCGAGGCCCCACCGCCGUCCAUGGACCGCCGAUCCGCAGCCCCUUUUGGCUCGCUUGCCACGAGACGCCUCUCCGGCACUGGCCCGCGGAAUCACGCCAGCCUUCCAUUCACUGUUGGCCUAUUCCCGCCCACCGCAUUUCUGCAUGCCUUCCCAUCAUCCUUCCCGAUGGCCCUCGACCAAAAGCCAGCAGAGUUUCAACUGACACGUGUAUGCGACUCUCUCUCUCCCAACUCUCCCCAUGUCCCCUUCCCCCACCCAGAUAAGCCAUCGAACCCAGCACGACGGCCAACGGCUUGGAUUCUGCCAGAUGCCGGUCCCGUUCCAGACCUCGAUGCACACAUGUUUCGCCGAUCGACACAUCCUCUAAUUGUAUCGGCUCAAAGUAUCAGCCAUCGCGCGGACCUUGACACCGCCGUCCCAAUCACAUCAUGGCAAAGUUUCAUCGUCUUCCUUUUCCCGAUGCUCAUCGAGAUCCUGAUGUCGACGGACGGGUCUUGACAAACCCAACUGCGUGGAAUCGAAAAGUCGCAUGUUUAGAAAUCCGUCACUGAAAAAUGAGCCAUUGACAGGGCGAUGCCAGUCUACGACAUGCAGACGUGUAUCAUGGACGUUAGGGAGGACGGCUUUUCCGCUUCCCCGUACCCUAUUGCUUCUUGAUUUCAUACAU
Messenger RNA from Alternaria alternata, 1174 nucleotides. RefSeq lists its product as hypothetical. The record is from RefSeq and is a predicted model, not a curated record. The coding region runs from base 301 to 1005 and encodes 234 amino acids. The transcript has a single exon. Lineage: Eukaryota; Fungi; Ascomycota; Dothideomycetes; Pleosporales; Pleosporaceae.